AAAAGUUCCACAUUAACCGAACCGUCGUCUUUCGCCUUUCUUUCCCUUCCGCUCCUAACCCUAGACGAAAAAAAAAGCGAGGAUGCUGCCACGGGAGCUUUCAUCGGGUUUUCUUUAUAUUCAUCUAAAUACCUUAUUAAAUCCCGGGAUUUAGUAAAUCCAGGCUUUAAAUCCUGCUACCUAGCAGUCCCCUAGAGAAACAGUGAAAAGUGGGAUCGGGAUUCGACUGUUCACCAUCUAGAGAGGAUAUGAACCACCGACAUGGCCGCCACCGGUCGGAAUUAUAUGCCAAGAGUCAAAGGGAUUAUUCAUCCGGGCGAAGUGACCUCAAAAACUCUAGGAGAGGUCAUGGAAGACGUGGUCGUGUGGACUCAUCUCAAAGUGAUACUGGGUCUGAUUUCGGAUCAGAUGAUCACCACAAAAAGGGCAAAAAAUCAAGAGAAAUCACAGAAGAAGAAAUCGUGGAUUAUAUGGCGAAGAAAGCCCAAAAGAAGGCUAUAAAAGUGGCCAAGAAGCUUAAGUCUCAAGUGGUCUCUGGUUACUCAAAUGAUUCAAAUCCGUUUGGGGAUUCAAAUCUUACUGAAAACUUUGUAUGGCGCAAGAAGAUAGAACGUGAUGUUUCCCAAGGCGUAAUUGUGGACAUAUCUGUUAGUUCUGAGAAGAAGAGACAAAGGGAAAGAAUGGCUGAAAUUGAAAAAGUGAAGAAACGGAGAGAAGAAAGAGCAGUUGAGAAAGCACAACAUGAGGAGGAAAUGGCCAUGCUGGCAAGGGAACGUGCUAAGGCUGAAUUUCAAGAUUGGGAAAAGAAAGAAGAGGAGUUCCAUUUUGAUCAAAGUAAAUUUAGAUCAAUGAUUAGAUUGCGUGAGGGCCGUGUAAAACCUAUUGAUAUACUUGCGAAGAAUCUCGAUUGUUCAGAUGAUUUUGACAUCGAAAUAAAUGAGCCUUACACUGUCUUUAAGGGGCUAACAGUUAGAGAAAUGGAAGAACUUUGGGAUGACAUCAAAAUGUAUCUGGACAUGGACAGAUCUACAGAAACUCGAAUCAGAUUUUGGGAGGCCUUAAUGGUAGUAUGCAACUGGGAGCUAGCUGAGGCUAGGAAAAGGGAUGCACUGGAUCGUGCUAGGGUGCGUGGCGAGGAACCACCUGCUGACAUUCUUGCUGAAGAAAGGGGUUUACAUUCAAGCAUUGAAUCAGAUGUCAAGGGACUUUUAGAAGGCAAAUCAUUUGUCGAAUUGGAAAAAAUGCAAGAAAACAUCGAGUUACAGAUGCGGUCUGGUACUGCUAAGGUUGUUGAAUACUGGGAAGCUGUUAUAAAACGUCUUCAAAUUUACAAAGCGAAGGCUUGUUUGAGGGAAAUUCAUGCCAAUCUCUUGAGAAAGCAUCUCCUGCAUCUAGAGCAACCUGUGAAGGUCGAACGAGGUUUAGAAAACUCUGAAGCUAUGAAGCCAAUUGAGGUGGAUAAUGUACAAGUCGUGGAGGAUCAUCAACAAGCUUUUGUUGAGAUUGAAAUGGAUGAAUCAGAGAACGAACCAGAGGGAGAAACUGGCUCAUUCUCCCCUGAGCUGCUGCAAUGCGAUGAGGAUGAGGAAGCCAUUGAUCCUGAAGAAGACCAGGCUGACUUGAAUCGAAAACGUGAAGCUGUACUAACAGAGCAACAAAGAAGGAUUAAGGAAGCAAUGCAUGCAAAAGCGCUUGUGCCUGAUGACUUGGAACUGAAAGCAGUUAAAGCAAUGGGAGCAAUGGAGGAAGGUGACGCUGUUUUUGGUGCUGGUGCUGAAGUUAAUCUGGAUUCACAAGUGUAUUGGUGGCAUGACAAAUAUAGGCCAAGGAAGCCAAAAUACUUCAAUCGGGUUCACACAGGAUACGAAUGGAACAAAUAUAAUCAAACACAUUACGAUCAUGACAACCCUCCCCCAAAAAUAGUGCAGGGUUAUAAGUUUAAUAUAUUUUAUCCUGAUCUUGUUGACAAAUCAAAAGCUCCUAUCUAUACGAUAGAGAAGGAUGGCAUCAGUAAUGAAACAUGCAUCAUAAGAUUUCAUGCAGGACCACCUUAUGAAGACAUUGCCUUCCGAAUAGUUAACAAGGAAUGGGAGUAUUCUCAUAAGAAGGGCUUUAAGUGCACAUUCGAGCGAGGAAUUCUGCACGUUUACUUCAAUUUCAAACGAUACCGUUAUCGUAGGUAGCAAUUCCACGUUUGCAGUCAAUCAAUAUUUCAGAGAGAGCAAUUCCUGUGAUCGAUCAGCAGUUAAAGACCAGCGCUCCGCUAUUUUUUUAAGCCGAAUUUUGUUCAUAUUUAGAAUGACAUCUGUACAUAUGAAGCCUAUGCGAGUUGUUACUAAUUAGUGAAUUUUAGUCAGAAUUACUCGAGCCAUUGAAACUGUACUAUAAUGUACCGUGUUAUGGUCGCCAUCAUGUGGUUUGAAGGGAAAUUGUAAUUUAUCAUGUUUGUAAAUCAGAUUUCAUGAUUGGAUGAGUGGCGUUUGUUACGUUUAGCCUACUUAAUUGUUUGAUUGGGAUGUAGCAAUGUUCGAACAAUUGUAAUUUCUGAUUUUCUUUAUAGAUGUAACUCUUGCAUUUA
Messenger RNA from Dendrobium catenatum, 2578 nucleotides. RefSeq names its product cactin. NCBI's taxonomy places the organism in Eukaryota, Viridiplantae, Streptophyta, Magnoliopsida, Asparagales, Orchidaceae. Gene Ontology annotation, biological process: mRNA cis splicing, via spliceosome. Gene Ontology annotation, molecular function: protein binding. Gene Ontology annotation, cellular component: spliceosomal complex; cytoplasm. The transcript is spliced from 13 exons. The record is from RefSeq and is a predicted model, not a curated record. The coding region runs from base 249 to 2183 and encodes 644 amino acids.